This is a messenger RNA of Pygocentrus nattereri (red-bellied piranha), 7706 nucleotides long. Its product is annotated as multiple PDZ domain protein. The transcript has 50 exons. Bases 144 to 6467 code for a protein of 2107 amino acids. Gene Ontology annotation, molecular function: protein binding. The record is from RefSeq and is a predicted model, not a curated record. NCBI's taxonomy places the organism in Eukaryota, Metazoa, Chordata, Actinopteri, Characiformes, Serrasalmidae.
UCGUUCGACAAUUCCUGUCAGUAUUCCGUUAAACGGGAGCAGCGGGGACGGUCCCGUAACGAGAUCACGCACGGGACCAAAAUUGGAUCAGAAGUGUCCUCUGUGAGUUAGAAACUCAGUGAAGAGUGCAGAGUGAAUAAAAGAUGAUUGAAUCAAUUGACACCCAGCGCUGUCUGCAGGCAGUGGAGCGACUGCAGGCCCGUCUGAAGGAGAAGGGGGGCGACGUGCCCUCCGAUGAGAAGCUGAGCCUGCUCAAGUCUGUCCUGCAGAGCCCUCUCUUUCACCAGAUCCUUGCCCUGCAGAAAUCUGUACAGCACCUCAAGGAACAGCCUCCGUGUGUACACUCAGAUUACAAUGGGGGAUAUGUUGACUUGUCUCAGAUUAACGGACAGCCCUCACCGGAAGAACAUGAGCGCAUCAUUCGUGCCAUGGCACAGGGUCGGUACGUUGCUCAUAUUGAGUUGGCAAAGCCGUUAUCUGGUGGUUUGGGAUUUAGCGUGGUGGGACUGCGAAAUGAGAACCAAGGAGAGCUGGGCAUUUUCAUACAGGAGAUACAGACAGGAAGUGUUGCAUACUGUGAUGGUAACCUUAAGGAAGGAGAUCAGAUCCUGGCGAUAAAUGGACAACCACUGGACCAGAAUGUCACCCAUCAGCAGGCAGUUGCUCUGUUACAGAGAGCAUCAGAACGCGUACAGAUCACAGUGGCCAGAGGACCCGUCCCUCAGCUGUCCAGCCCAGUAGUGUCCAGAACGCCCAGCGCUGCCAGCACACUGUCUGCACAUUCUAGUGCGACUCGCUGGACUCAGCUGGAGAGUAUAGAGCUGGUAAACGAUGGCACUGGUCUGGGUUUUGGCAUCGUCGGAGGGAAGACCACUGGAGUUAUCGUCAAAACCAUCCUACCUGGUGGUAUCGCAGACCAGGACGGUCGCUUACGGAGUGGUGAUCACAUCUUGCGUAUUGGUGAAACCGACCUGUAUGGUUUAGGCAGUGAGCAGGUAGCCCAGGUACUACGGCAGUGCGGCAACAGAGUCAAACUGGUCAUCAGCAGAGCAACAGUAGAUGACUCCCCGUCUCUACCUGUAGCCCUACCAACGGUUACCGAGCAGGGUCAUGAAGAAGAAGAAGAGCCAGGGGCGUUUGAUGUGAGUUUGACAAAAAACGCUCAGGGCCUCGGCAUUACCAUCGCGGGAUACAUAGGAGACAAAACUGCUGAGCCUUCUGGGAUAUUCGUGAAAAGCAUAACUACAGGAAGUGCUGUUGAGCAAGAUGGCCGUAUCCAUGUGGGAGAUCAGAUUAUUGCUGUGGAUGGUAUGGACAUACAGGGCUUUACCAAUCAGCAGGCAGUAGAGGUACUACGACACACCGGCCAAACCGUCCAUCUCAAACUCGUCCGCCGUGGCUUCAGGCCAGAAGACACACCCCUGCCGAUCAUGCCCAUCACCACAGAAACAAAACCCUCUCAAAGUGUGUCCCAAGACUCAAGACUGGAAUGUGGUGCCAUAGACACCACUCAUGAAGAAAGGUUCCAUGCAGAAAUAUCAGAAGCUUCCAGAAGCACAGCUGAUGCUGUUCCACCAUGCACACCUGAAGGAAAGCAUGGCAUCAAACUAAGAGCAGAUGAGGAAGAGGAGCUGAUGAAGAAAUGGCAGAAUGCUCUUGGCCCCAGCAAUGAAGUCAUUGUUGUACAGAUAGAGAAGUUCAGUGAAAGUAGCGGACUGGGAAUCAGUCUAGAUGCGAGUGCUGGUCACCACUACAUACGCUCAGUUUUACCUGAGGGACCUGUUGGACGUUCUGGAAAACUCUACAGUGGAGAUGAACUACUCGAGGUGAAUGGUAUAUCUCUAAGAGGUGAGACUCAUAAGGAGGUGGUGAGCAUUCUGAAGGAGCUGCCCGUGUGUGUGUACAUGGCCUGCUGUAGGCUUGCCCCUUUGCCAUCAAAUGACAGCCAACCUGGCCAAUCAAGACUGGAGGAGGUGUCUACAGAGUCCACAGAAAAGGUCCUGGGUGAUGUUGAGGACUUCCUUGUGUCAGACAAAUCAGAGAAGAGAGUGAGAGAUCAUGUGACGGAGGAGGUGGCUGGAGCUCCACUGGCGAUGUGGGAAUCAGAGAUUCAGGACAUUGAGCUGGAGAAAGGAGAACAAGGGUUGGGCUUCAGUAUCCUAGACUACCAGGACCCCAUGGACCCAGAUAAGACAGUAAUAGUGAUCCGAUCCUUGGUGCCGGAGGGUGUGGCAGAGCUGGAUGGGCGAUUGUUGCCAGGAGACCGGCUGAUGUAUGUAAACAACACCAACCUGGAGAGCGCCAGUCUGGAGGAGGCCGUGCAGGCGCUGAAGGGGGCCAACCUGGGCACAGUCCGCAUUGGGGUGGCCAAGCCACUGCCUACUGAAGACGAGGCUACCUCUUCCUCCUCUAUCUUCUCGGUUCUGGUGCAGAAGGAGAGAGAUGAGGAUGAGGAGGAGGAAGAAGUGAUGUUCCGUGCUGAACCAGCACUGAUUGACUCUAGUGAUGUGGACGAGAAGGCAUUCAGUCGUCACUAUGGCGACGAGGAAAACGACACAUUUCAAGCAUCCUUGAUUGCCCUCCAUGGAAGCACCUGCAGCGCUGAUCUGACUUAUCAGAUGACAAUGCAGGCAUCCACUCCCCAGAGAAACACUUGCCUGGACUCCUUCAUGGAGUAUCCCUUCCUGACGCCGUCCAGAAUCACAGAUGAUACCACACCGUUUUCUCCUGAGGAGGAAACGGCCUCUCUGAGGUGUGAGGGAGGGUCAUUAAGACUUGGCUCUGCCCACUCAGAACUGAUCGUGGACCUCGUCUUAGAAGAAAUGGAGACGGUGGAUCCGUUGAUGUCCACGAUUGGAAUAUCUAGAGCUAGCCCCACCUCCACUUCUAAAGAGGAGGAGCUUGUAAAGUCAUUAUAUACGGAGGUGGGGCCAGUCAUGCCUGAGCUUCGAGUUCCUAAAAGCAUUUACAUUGAGGAUACUCAAGAGGAGGAAGGGGAAUUCCCCGUGGUCAAAACUGCAGAAGAACCCGAUCAAGCAGAAAUGACUCCGGGGAGCAAUUUCGAGAGGACCAUCACUGUUGUCAAGGGCAACUCAAGUUUAGGUAUGACCGUUAGUGCAGUGAAGGACGGUGUGGGUAUGCUGAUCCGAAGUAUCAUUCAUGGAGGGUCUAUCAGCAGAGACGGACGCUUAGGGGUUGGAGAUCUAAUACUGGCUAUCAAUGGAGAGCCAGCCGGGAACCUAACCAAUGCACAGGCCCGGGCCAUGCUGCGCAGACACUCGCUUAUUGGACCUGACAUGGGAUCUUCAGUUGCUCCAGAAGAGGAGCUCUGCCCCUUUUAUAUCAUCACCUAUGUACCAGCGGAGUAUUUAGAGGAAUACAGAGCAAGUAAGCAAGCAAAGGAGGACAUCUUUGCUGUGGAUACGUCUACUACCCAGAGCAGGUAUGUAGUAGAGCUUCCUGAGAGGGAGGAUGGAGAAGGAGAAGAGAGUGAACUACAGACAGCAGCUUUCAGCAACUGGAACCAACCUAGAAAGGUGGAGCUCUACAGAGAAGCAGGAAAAUCAUUAGGCAUCAGCAUUGUGGGUGGACGGGGCAUGGGCAGCCGCCUCAGCAAUGGCGAAGUAAUGCGGGGCAUCUUCAUCAAACAUAUCCUGGAAGACAGUCCUGCAGGACGCAAUGGAACUCUGAAAACUGGAGACAGAAUCGUACAGGUGGAUGGUGUGGAUUUAAGAGAUGCCAGUCAUGAGGAAGCUGUAGAGGCCAUCCGUAAAGCUGGGAACCCUGUAGUGUUCCUGGUGCAGAGCAUCAUUAACAGGCCCAGGCCUUACUCUGUGCAAAGCCCUCCUUCAUCUCCACGCAUAGAGAAACACGAUGCUGCUCUUGAGCGCUUCCUGUGCCAGAAGCCUCCUGUUCCUUUUCCGCAGCUAUACAGCAGCGAGCCGCCGCUCUACUCUAACGCACCAGCCCGCUUUACACACACCUCACUGAAGACGUCGACGACAGACUUUGCUGAGGACAGAACAGUGCCCUCCACAAAGCCCAACAAUGACAAGGAUGUUGAAAGUCACAGUAGACUUUUCCUCCGUCUCUCCCCAACUAACCCUUUCACCCCUACUCCGUUUAAGUUAAAUCGGGAGCCAGGGAAAGUUUCCCCUACAACAUCAUUCCUCACAUUGCCGGUGGUCCCGCAUGUGGGUGAGACAGACACAGACACGCUGACAGAGAUUCCUGACCGCAUGGCUAUUCCUUACGACACUGCCGAGGAAGAGGAGGAUGAGUUUGGCUACACCUGGAAGAAGGUUGUGGACCGUUAUGGGAGUUUGCCAGGUGUGCUGCAUAUGAUUGAACUGGAGAAAGGCAGAAGCGGUCUGGGUCUGAGUCUAGCAGGGAAUCGAGACCGCUCUCGCAUGAGCGUCUUCGUGGUAGGGAUUGACCCCAUUGGCGCAGCUGGAAAAGACGGACGGAUCAUUGUAGGAGAUGAGCUGCUGGAAAUUAAUGGCCAGAUUUUGUACGGCCGCUCCCAUCAAAAUGCCUCCUCCAUCAUUAAGAGCGCCCCCUCCAAAGUCAAAAUCAUCUUCAUAAGGAACACGGAUGCUCUGAGCCAGAUGGCUGUUGGCCCAAUGAAGGAGUUUGGAGACACCUUGGAUACAGAAACGGAGCCUGAAAUGAGCUCUUCUGUCAGCCACUCGUUGUCAGACAUGGCCAUGUCUAAAAGUGUUCAGCAUGUAAUCCUACAAGUGGAGGAGAGUGGUGUGGGACUGGUCUUGAUGGAGGAGGACAGCGGGAACGGCAUGAUCGUGCAGAGUAUUAUGGACGACGGAGCGGCCAGAAAGGAGGGCAGUAUACAGGCAGAAGACAGACUGCUGGCAGUGGAUGAUGAAAUGGUGCUGGGCUUCUCUGUGGAAAAGGUGAUGUCACUGCUGAACAAACCAAUGAGCUCAGUGAAGCUCACCAUCUGUAGAGAUGACAACACCCCAAUAUCAAACGUAUCCAAUCAGAUGACCAGAGACUCAGAUCCAGGUGCAGACACUUUACCCAGCAUGCCCCUGACCUCAGCAACGCCACCAGAAACAGAACCAGUCAGGAGUUCCAGCAGGUCAUCAACCCCUGCAACCUUGGUGUCUGACCCUGUGACCUGUCCCAUCAUCCCUGGCUGUGAGACCACCAUUGAGAUCUCUAAAGGGAGAACAGGACUCGGCCUUAGCAUUGUGGGAGGCUGUGACACACUGUUGGGUGCUAUAAUAAUCCAUGAGGUGUAUGAGGAGGGAGCUGCUUCUAAAGAUGGCAGGCUGUGGGCUGGAGACCAGAUUCUUGAGGUGAACGGUAUAGACUUGCGUAUGGCAACCCAUGAUGAGGCCAUAAAUGUGCUGAGGCAGACUCCUCAGAGAGUACGUCUAACCGUGUUCCGUGAUGAAGGUCAGUAUAAGGAGGAGGAGCUAUGGGAUGUUCUCACUGUGGAGCUGCAGAAGAAACCAGGCCAAAGCCUUGGACUCAGUAUUGUCGGGAGAAGGAACGAUACAGGUGUGUUUGUGUCGGACAUCGUUAAAGGUGGAGUCGUAGAGAGUGAUGGGCGGCUCAUGCAGGGAGAUCAGAUUCUGUCUGUUAAUGAUGAGGAUGUCCGAUCUGCAACACAGGAGUCUGUUGCCGCCCUGCUGAAAUGUUGCGUCGGUCCAGUCAAAGUGGAGGUGGGUCGUUUUAAGGCGGGGCCAUUCCACUCUGAGAGACGCAUGUCUCAGGGUAGUCAGAUGAGUGAAGGUGGAAGCUGUAAGAUCACCCAUCAGACUUUCACCGGCUCUGGUAGCCUGCAGGGAGACUUGGAAAUCCGCAGGAGUCAUGAAUCACUGGACCAAGAUGUCAGAACUAUUGAGCUGUCCAAGGGGCCAUCUGACUCCCUGGGCAUCAGUAUAGCCGGCGGUGUGGGCAGUCCUCUGGGAGAUGUGCCUAUAUUCAUUGCCAUGAUGAACCCUGCUGGUUUAGCUGCACAGACACAGAAACUCAGAGUUGGUGAUAGGAUUAUAUCUAUCUGUGGCACAUAUACAGAUGGUAUGGCUCAUAGUCAAGCUGUAUCACUGCUGAAAAACACCACAGGGACCAUACAACUGCAGGUUGUAGCUGGUGAUACUACAGUGACUGGUCCCCCACCAGAUCAAACACCUGGACUGACCACAAGCAGUAUCUUCCACGAUGACCUGGGUCCUCCUCAGUGUAAGACGAUUAGUUUGGAGAGAGGGCCGGACGGUCUGGGCUUCAGUAUAGUGGGCGGCUUUGGCAGCCCCCAUGGAGACCUGCCCAUCUAUGUCAAAACUGUGUUUGGAAAGGGCGCAGCAGCGGAGGACGGGCGUCUGAAGCGCGGUGAUCAGAUCGUUGCUGUUAACGGUCAGAGUUUAGAGGGAGUUACACAUGAGGAAGCAGUUGGCAUUCUGAAGAAAACCAAAGGCACCAUCACUCUCACUGUGCUUUCAUAGAGAGAGAUACACUGAACACAGAUGUAAUUUCAUGCACACAACAGUCAUAUACAACAUUCUCACAAGACACUUUGAAUUUUGCUCAUACAAACCACAUCCACACGGUCACUGUUGCACUCUGAUUAAAAUGGCUUGUGUGCUUUUAUUCAGACAUGUAUUAGCUCUUGUGAUCUACAGAGAGCACUCAAGUAGAGCCAUUAGUAACACUGGCUCAAGCUGCCUACACAAUGUGAUGUUUAUCAUUGAUGCUGUAGAAAUGUUAAACGUACCCCAGAUAUCGUUUUUACUAUGAUUAGUAUGCUGUUUUAAAUGUAAAGCCCCUUCUAAAACUGUUGCUUUUGUCCUAAACUGUGCUGAUAUCAGUACUGGGUAGUUGAAUAACUAAGCUACUGUUUACCAGCCACCUUCAUCAGUAGCCUUUUUCCAUCGUGAAACAUCAUCAUGAAUACUUCUUAUAGUCUGUCCAGCUUAAAUUAGUUCUGCAUUAAUAUCAUUACUCUGCUCAUCUUCAGAGAGUAAAUUUCCACCUCAAAUUCAGUGCUGCAUCAGUUCAAUGAGGAGACAUGACCUCAUAUUGAUUAGGAUAUGAUUCAGUGCUUAAUGUUUUCUAAAAGCUUGAAGGUAGUGAAGUACCUUUCUUAAUGUAGUUUUAAUAUAAAACUUCCAUAACACCUUUUGUUAAUUUAGGUUGUUGUUUUUUGUUUCCUUUUUUAUUCUGUAAACAUUCUAAGAAAUAAGUACUUUAGGCAAUACUCCUAGUCCUAGACUGCAAAAAAUGGCUAGCCACGACUUCUGACUAGAUUACGUCCUCUGAAAGACAAUCUGACUGCUGGUCUUAGCGAUCAUAAUUAUGUGAAUGCUUUGAAGAGAUACUCUGUUAUAAUAAGAAGUAUGAAGUGGGAGAAUUAUUUAGCCAUCCAAACUGUGUUAUUUAUGAACCAGAGAGACUAUUAAAGACAUCUGAGUCUUAAAUGCAGGUAUUAAUGAGAAACAAAUGGAUUAACUGUCUGUUAUAUAUUUGUUAGAUCUGGCUGCUAAUUCACACCAUGUCUUUAUUUAAUGCUAUUUACAGUAUUCAUGCUAAUGUUCAUCAUGUGUUUUUCUGUCAGUGUGGAUUAUGUUGCAGUUAGAGAAAUGAAUCUCUACACACAAGCAAUUCUGAAACCCAGUAUUGAGUUUUUUUUUCUGCAGCUAAAUGAAUAAAAGUGACCUUCAGUGGAUUAUGUCCGUCACCACAAA